AUGUCAUCAGAACUGCCACCAGAAGGUCCACAGGUGCCAGUGGAAAAUACCAUGCCCCCUGAAGUUCCAGAGGUGCAGGGCGAGGUGAAGUCAAGUGACAGUCCAGUAGAGAGACUGGAGGCAGGCUCCGACCAGGAAGAAUGUCUCGAACCUAUGUCCAAGAGGCAAAGGAAGAAGCUAUUGAAGCAGAAACAGUGGGAAGAACAGAAAGAUAUGCGGAGGCAGAAACGAAAAGAAAAACGCCAGAAGAGAAAACUAGAACGUCAGUCAAAAUUGGACUCCAGUAACGAAGGGAAUGACGGAAAGCGUAUGCGAAGGGAAGCUGUUCCCAGUACGCUCCGCCUCAUUGUGGACUGCAGCUUUGAUGAUCUGAUGGUGCUAAAGGAUGUUAAGAAGCUUCACAAGCAAAUUCAGAGAUGCUAUUCAGAAAACCGCAAAGCAUUUCAUCCUGUUCAGUUUUACUUGACCAGCCACGGGGGACAGUUGAAGAGCAACAUGAAUGAAAAUGAUAAAGGAUGGGUGAACUGGAAGGAUAUCCAAAUUAGAGCAGAGCACUACAGUGAGCUAAUAAAGAAAGAAGACCUGGUCUAUCUUACCUCAGAUUCCCCGAACGUUCUCAGUGAGCUUGAUGAGAAGAAAGCCUAUGUGAUUGGAGGGCUGGUGGAUCACAAUCACCACAAGGGAAUUACUUACAAAAAAGCUGUAGAGCAGGGAGUUGGUCAUGCACAGCUCCCGCUUGGAAACUUUGUCAAGAUGAACAGUCGGAAAGUGUUAGCUGUCAAUCAUGUGUUUGAGAUCAUCCUUGCAUACCUAGAGAAGAGAGACUGGAAGGAUGCCUUUUUCAGUGUCUUGCCACAACGGAAAGGGGCUGUUCCUUUGAGAGAAGCCAGUGAUUUAUCCAAACAUGCUCUGUCUGGAAAAGAAGAUGAAGACAAUGACUCAGACAGCAACUAG
Molecule: messenger RNA, 954 nt
Organism: Eurypyga helias (sunbittern)
Lineage: Eukaryota; Metazoa; Chordata; Aves; Eurypygiformes; Eurypygidae
Gene: TRMT10A
Product: tRNA methyltransferase 10 homolog A (S. cerevisiae)
Exons: 7
Coding region: 1-954 (317 amino acids)
Biological process (GO): tRNA N1-guanine methylation
Cellular component (GO): nucleoplasm; nucleus; cytosol
Molecular function (GO): tRNA binding
Source: RefSeq, a predicted model, not a curated record